AUGGCGUCUGCUCUGCAGAGUCGACCGCCAACGUUUUCCAUCGAUGGAAUUAUGGGAGUGGAGCAGCAGAGAGCUGGAAACAUGCUGAAACUCCACAGACCGUGGACAGAGAAGGACAACAGUAGAGACAGUCUCUGCUCCAAACAUCAUCAUCAUCAUCAUCACCAUCCUCAUCCUCAGCAGAUGAACUGUCACAGAACAACGUCCAGCUGGUGCAUCGGGCGGAGACCACGCACGGCCUUCACCAACAGUCAGGUGAAUGUCCUGGAGACAGUGUUUCAGGUGAACUGUUACCCGGGUAUUCAGCUGAGAGAGCAGCUGGCAGUGAGACUCAACCUGGACGAAGAUAGAAUACAGAUCUGGUUUCAGAACCGACGGGCCAAGAUGAGACGUUCCCUCAGAGAAACCCGGCUGCAGCUGGUCCAGACUGCCGUGGCUGACCUCGAGGUGCGACGCCCGGUCAUAGGUCAACUGAUGACCAAACAGGAAGUGUGGGGCGACCUGGACCUCGCUCAGAAGCUCACCUCUCACCUCCAGCUUCAGGUGGGCCAGGAGGAGGAGUGACGCUGAUGACCUUUGACCUGCGGAGAUGUCUAUGUUGUCUGCUGUGACUGAGUGAGCCUGUGUCAGAGGCAGCAGCA
Solea senegalensis (Senegalese sole) is the source of this 641-nucleotide messenger RNA. RefSeq names its product homeobox expressed in ES cells 1-like. Gene Ontology annotation, biological process: regulation of transcription by RNA polymerase II; forebrain development; pituitary gland development. Bases 1 to 564 code for a protein of 187 amino acids. Gene Ontology annotation, molecular function: DNA-binding transcription repressor activity, RNA polymerase II-specific; RNA polymerase II cis-regulatory region sequence-specific DNA binding. The transcript has 4 exons. Lineage: Eukaryota; Metazoa; Chordata; Actinopteri; Pleuronectiformes; Soleidae. Gene Ontology annotation, cellular component: nucleus. The record is from RefSeq and is a predicted model, not a curated record.